UUUUUUACUUUAUUGAAUUUCACUUUUUUGAUUAUUUAUUUAUUUUUUGCUCCCAAAUGACCGCUACCAAGAGAAGCAGCAUUGGCAGUAGUAAGCCAAGUAACUCCUCUUCUUCCUCAAGUGUUGGCAAGCGCAGGACGCUGGACGCAUACUUUGUAUCGAAAAAGGCCAAGACCGCCGACGCGGAAACAAAAGAACCAGAGAAAGACAGUAAAGCGGAGGCCGAACCAAGAGCAGAGCUGGGAGCAGAACCAGGAGCAGAGCUGGGAGCAGAAACCAACUACAGCGCCAAUAACAGCCAAGCAAUGGAGACAUCCGCACCAGCCGCUGCAGCACCAGCCACUCCAUCCACCGACUUUACUGCGCUCGUUCCAGCCGAGCACCGAGCGAUGCUUCAUCUGGAGCUUGAAACCAUCGACCCCUCAUGGCUGCAGCACCUCAUAGGCGAGCUUUCCAAGCCGUACUUCCUCAAGCUCAAGCGCUUCCUCAAAGGCCAACACGACCAACGCAAGGUCAUCUUCCCCCCAGCAGCCGACCUGUACUCAUGGUCGCGGUUCAGUAAGCUGCCGCAAGUGCGCGUGGUCAUUCUCGGCCAGGACCCAUACCACGGUGCCGGACAGGCACACGGAUUGGCAUUUAGCGUCCGCCCUGGCGUGCGCAUCCCGCCGUCGCUGCUUAACAUGUACAAGGCGCUGGAGCGCGACUUUCCGGGUCAGUUCAAGCGGCCCGCGCAUGGGUUUUUGAGGGGCUGGGCUGAGCAGGGCGUCUUGCUGCUCAACGCCUCGUUGACCGUCGAGUGCCAGAAACCCAACUCGCACGCUGGCCACGGCUGGGAGCAGUUCACGGACGCUGUCAUUUCGCUGGUCGACCGCCAUGCGAACAACGUUGUGUUCAUGCUGUGGGGCGCCUACGCGCAGAAGAAGGGCGCCCAUGUUGAUGCCAGCCGCCACAAGGUGCUCAAGACUGUGCACCCGUCGCCCCUCAGCGCCAGCCGCGGCUUCUUUGACGCCGGCCACUUCCGCCUGGCCAACGAGUACCUGCGCAGCCACGGCCAGCGCGAGAUCGACUGGACGCGGCUGCCGGCAGAGGAGGGCUGAACCGGCCUGGUCUGGUUUUCUUUGCCCUGGCAUGAUCCGAGCUGUUCAGUUAGAU
Kickxella alabastrina is the source of this 1152-nucleotide messenger RNA. RefSeq names its product uracil-DNA glycosylase-like protein. Gene Ontology annotation, cellular component: nucleus; mitochondrion. The transcript has a single exon. Gene Ontology annotation, molecular function: uracil DNA N-glycosylase activity. The record is from RefSeq and is a predicted model, not a curated record. Lineage: Eukaryota; Fungi; Kickxellomycota; Kickxellomycetes; Kickxellales; Kickxellaceae. Bases 57 to 1097 code for a protein of 346 amino acids. Gene Ontology annotation, biological process: base-excision repair; base-excision repair, AP site formation via deaminated base removal.